AAAGGGGUGUUUCCCAAGUUUUUGUGUACGUCUUCCACGUGUUGACAGGUCACAGAGGAUGUGCAAACCGGCGUCUGCAGGUUGGAGAACUGACAGCGACUGAUACUUGUCGUCGUAAUGUGAUGCAAAACGUGACACAAUGUAUCGUUUAAGUAUACUUUUUGUGACGUGUGCGAUUAUUGGUGGUGUUUCUGCGUCUGGCGAUGGCAGUGGAGGUGGGAAAUCGGAGGAGUCACAACAGAGCCAUGAAGGCGAAGGGAAAGUCUCGCCCAUAGAUAUGUACAGAAGCCUGUUUGAGAAACACCGGGUCAUGCAGCUGGAUGCUGUCAAGUCGAUACAGACAUUCGGGGAUUACGCUCAGCGUCACCAGCUCGUCAAAAUCAUGGUUCAACAGUUGUUUAAGGUUCUUGGUGAGGGGAAGGUGAAUUUGACUGAGUGGGGAUACAUGCCGGGAGAUCCAUUUCCUACAAACACAACAGUACGGGACAGUAUGUCUAAGGUCCUGGAGAACGUGGCCAUGUUCGGUGAUCUGGUGCUGCGCCUACCAGAUAUUGCACACGAUAUUUUCGACAAAAAUAAAGAGUGGCAACUGAUCCUAGGCUGGGGAGUGUGGUUCUGUAAUGAAUCCAAGAUUUUCCAAGGAAACAGUGCCAAACUCCUUUCACUGAUGGCUCAGGAAGUUAAUCUGGUACCGAGGGAUGAGAAUUAUGUGAAUCCAUUUAAGAAUGAAAAUCUCAUGAAAGAACAGAUGAGGAUCACGGACAGUAAACAAAAAAGUAAAAGUAAGAAAAAGAAGGAGAGGAAGAAGGGACCACGCCUCAGUGGAGGGGGCAAACACACAGAAUUGUGACCUCUUGACUUCUGACUUUUGACCUCAUUCCUGAUAUUUGACCAAUAUAAUCUUUGAUUUCUCAACAUAUAGGUUUGCCAUCUCUGAUCUUUAUCAAUUUUAUCUUUAAUCCUGACAGCAUAUCCCAUCACUCUUAACCUUUGAGAUCACUAACCCCUAAGAACCCUUGACCCCUGGCUUUUAUGAUAUUUGCUCCCUGCAUCCCUCUCUAUGUUCAACAUUGACCUUUGACCUUUGUGACAUUGGAUUCCUCUUUAGCUCACAAACAUUUAAAAAAUCGCCUAUCAGUCGUUUCCCUGACCUCUUACCACAAGUCUGACUACUGACCAAUAAUCACUGACCCAUGAACCCUUCACAAUACUGCAUGGUCAUGUCUCGACUAGUGUCCAAAAAAUCAACAAGAAAACCAACUGCAGUUUAUUGUUCAAUGAAUCAACAGGAAGACCAACCGCAGUUUAUAGUUUAAAGAAUCAACAAGAAAACCAACUACAGCUUAUAGUUCAAUGAAUCAACAGGAAGACCAACCGCAGUUUAUGGUUAAAUGAAUCAACAGGAAGACCACUGCAGUUUAUAGUUUAAAGAAUCAACAAGAAAACCAACUACAGCUUAUAGUUUAAAGAAUCAACAAGAAAACCAACUGCAGUUUAUUGUUCAAUGAAUCAACAGGAAGACCAACCGCAGUUUAUGGUUAAAUGAAUCAACAGGAAGACCACUGCAGCUUAUAGUUUAAAGAAUCAACAAGAAAACCAACUGCAGCUUAUAGUUUAAAGAAUCAACAAGAAAACCAACUGUAGUUUAUUGUUCAAUG
Mizuhopecten yessoensis (Yesso scallop) is the source of this 1658-nucleotide messenger RNA. Its product is annotated as coiled-coil domain-containing protein 134-like. The record is from RefSeq and is a predicted model, not a curated record. Lineage: Eukaryota; Metazoa; Mollusca; Bivalvia; Pectinida; Pectinidae. The transcript has 6 exons. Bases 140 to 850 code for a protein of 236 amino acids.